Messenger RNA from Doryrhamphus excisus (bluestripe pipefish), 309 nucleotides. RefSeq names its product relaxin-like. The record is from RefSeq and is a predicted model, not a curated record. Lineage: Eukaryota; Metazoa; Chordata; Actinopteri; Syngnathiformes; Syngnathidae. Gene Ontology annotation, molecular function: G protein-coupled receptor binding; hormone activity. Gene Ontology annotation, cellular component: extracellular region.
AUGGCGGUGCUGAUGCUGCUGUGCGUGCGCUGUGGAACACAGGCUCAGGUGCUGGAUGACACGAGCACACUGCGGCUGUGUGGUCGGGCCUUGCUGCGGGCGGUGGUGUUCACGUGUGGAGGUUCCAGGUGGCGACGUCUGACAGAAGAAGAGGAGACUUUCCGAGACGGUAGCGGGGAGCCAAACGUGGUAAAGACACAAGACCAAGUGCCGGUGUUGGGUCGGUAUUGGCGGGACCAAGACCAGGCCCUGAUUGCGGCGUGCUGUCAGAUGGGCUGUCGGAGGAGAGACCUCUCCAUGCUCUGCUAG